Molecule: messenger RNA, 1017 nt
Organism: Rotaria sp. Silwood1
Lineage: Eukaryota; Metazoa; Rotifera; Eurotatoria; Philodinida; Philodinidae
Source: the annotation of a GenBank genome assembly
AUGGGGAAGCCGAAUAAUGAUGACAGUCAACUUGUUGAUCGUACAUCUUCACCAUCACCAAUUCAACCUUUACCUCCACCACCAACUGACUUUGAUAUGAAUUGGCCGACAACAUUAAGUCAAUCGGAGCCAAGUUUUCAAUCUCGUCAAAGUCAAUUAUUAAAUCGUUUAUCAUCUACUGCUUAUAAUUCAUCAUCUUAUAAAGUAUCAAUUGGACACGAAACUGUUAAUAUAACAGAAAUAGCUCGUCAUCGUGAAUCAUUAUCAGAUCAAACAAUACCAAUGGUAAAUGUUAAUGAACGUCGUCGAUUGUCUACAUCACGAAAGGGUGCUAAUAUAAUAAGUUUAUGUUUUAUGUGUUUUGUUUCUGCUUCACUUAUACUUAUUGCUAUAUCAACAAUGAAUUUAAUGUUAAAAACAAAUUCUAUACAUAAUCAUGAUAUGAUUUCUCAUUUAGCUAAAUCAAUGAAUAUAACAACAAAUAUUAUUUAUAUGAUAGCAACAUCAAUACCUAUAACAGAUACAAUAUCAAAUCUUAUUAUACCAACAUAUGAUCGUUGUAUACGUGAAUUAGCUACAGUUAUAUGUUUAAUAAUUAUUGUAUUAAAUUGUUUUUGUGUAUUAAUAUUUAGUAUUGAAAUAUAUCUUGGUUGUAAUAUAACAAAAGAUAAAUUAAAUUCUUAUCGUUUUACUUAUUUAUUCAAUUCUUCAACAUCACGUUUUAUUGCUAUAUGUAGUUUUUAUGCAUCAAUACCAGCAUUUAUACUUGUUAUGUGUUUAUUUAUAUUAUUAAAUAUGUCACUUAUACCAGCAAUAACAUCAUUAAUUGUUCUUGGUUUUGGUCUAAUAUUUAUUCUUAUGACACUUUUAACUUAUUUUUUAACAUGGCAAAAUAAUAAAUUUAAUGGUAAAUUAGGUGGAAUAAAUUCAUCUAUAUAUCAUACAAUUGAUGGAACACAUAUAUGUGAUGGUGAUAUUGAUAUAGCUAAAACUGAUGAACUUUCAACACUUGUAUAA